Messenger RNA from Tetrapisispora phaffii CBS 4417, 1089 nucleotides. Its product is annotated as FluC/FEX family fluoride channel. Bases 1 to 1089 code for a protein of 362 amino acids. Gene Ontology annotation, cellular component: membrane. Gene Ontology annotation, biological process: fluoride transmembrane transport. The transcript has a single exon. NCBI's taxonomy places the organism in Eukaryota, Fungi, Ascomycota, Saccharomycetes, Saccharomycetales, Saccharomycetaceae. The record is from RefSeq and is a predicted model, not a curated record. Gene Ontology annotation, molecular function: fluoride transmembrane transporter activity.
AUGAUAAAAGAAUGGAAAGACAUUCCAAGCCAGGUGAAAUUCCUGUUUAUGUAUACCACAAUGGCAAUUCUGGGUAAUUAUACGAGAAGUGCUAUCCAAUCGCUAUCUGAGUAUGGACCUUCAUAUAUAUCACCAGGUUCGGUACUGUGGCCUAACUGCGUUGCUUGUAUUUUGAUGGGUAUGUUACAAGAUAUGAAUGCUAUGAAGUGGUUCGAAGAAGAACCAGAGCUUUUCGUUGCAUUGACUACAGGCUACUGCGGGUCAGUAUCUUCAUAUUCUACACUGUUGCUAGAAACAUUUGAACAUUCAACAAGUUUGACAGGCUCGAAUAUCAAAUCUCAUACAAAAUUACCAAACAGAGCAUAUGGUAUUAUGGAAUUCUUAUCAGUUUUGAUCACUCAACUAUUUGUGUCGAUGUCAAGUUUAUUGUUUGGUAAAAAUAUAGCCACGAAUGUACUAGCCUUAUAUACUGAUCCAGCACAAAAAUCGUCAGAUACGCCUGAAACCACUGAAAAUCUAGAUAAAAAAGAAGAAGACAAUAAUGAUAACCGAAUGAAGCCUCAUCCUUUUUAUAGAAAAUCCAUAACUAUCUUAGCAUAUAUAACGUUCACAUUGGCUCUUCCAUUCCUUGCAUUAAUUGUGGUAUUAUCAGGUGUCUAUGGAAAUUAUUCAAGAGGUAAAUGGACAUUACCAGCUCUGUUUGGUAUUAUUGGGGCGUUUGAAAGGUUUUAUUUAUCUAAGUAUUUCAAUUCUGUUUGGAAAUCGUUACCCUUAGGGACAUUCUUAGCAAACCAAUUUGCUGUUGUUAUUAUAUGCAUACUAACUCUAGUUCAAAGAGGUAGAAAAUCAGACGGCUCGGAUAUUCCUAUCGUCUCUUCCAUCAAUGCAUGUCAUGUUGUGAGUGGUCUAGUGACAGGUUACUGUGGUAGUUUGAGCACCAUUAGUACGUUUAUCAAUGAAGGUUUUAAAUUGCCGUUUAUCGAAAUGAUCAAUUAUUUUACUUGUAGCAUAGCCGUAUCAUACAUCUUUUGUGUUAUCAUUUUAGGUUCUUAUGCUUGGUCAAAGGGUCUCGUAGUACCUAUAUGCUAA